AGUCUCAAGUCGCCCCUCAGAGCGAUUGGAUAUCGUUCGUUAACAUCACCGAGCCUACAUAUUGUCGGCGUUCGUUUCCGCGGGUUUUUGGCUUCGCUUAGUUAUUCGUUCAUUGUUUUAUUAUUAUUUAUUGUUUGAAUCUUUUACCUACGUUUAAAUCAUGCCGGAAAAGACCUCUCCGGUGAAGGACUUCCUCGCAGGCGGUGUGGGCGGGUCGUGUACAGUCAUCGUGGGCCAGCCUUUAGAUACGAUUAAGGUGCGACUGCAAACCCAGCCCAAGCCAGAGCCGGGUCAGAAGCCUUUGUACCUCGGAACAUGGGACUGCGCGUUGAAGACCGUCCGCAACGAAGGUUUCUUGGGGCUCUACAAAGGAAUGGCUGCUCCACUCAUUGGCGUGACUCCCAUGUUCGCCGUUUGUUUCCUCGGCUUCGGCAUCGGCAAAAAGCUGCAGCAGAAAGACCCUGACGAGGCCCUCACUGCCGUCCAGCUCUUCAAUGCCGGCAUGCUGUCGGGCGUCUUCACCACAGCUAUCAUGACUCCGGGGGAGAGGGUCAAGUGCCUUUUGCAAGUUCAAGCUGCAGGCACAGGCCCGAAGCUCUACAACGGACCCCUUGACGUUGUAAAAGUCUUGUACAGAGAAGGGGGUAUUCGUAGCAUAUACAAAGGAACCUGUGCUACUCUUCUCAGAGAUGUCCCAGCAUCGGGCAUGUACUUCAUGACUUACGAGUGGUUGAAGAGAACACUUGCCCCCGAGGGGAAGUCGGGCGAUUUAAGUCCGAUGCGUGUCAUUGUCGCCGGUGGAUUGGCCGGCAUGUUUAACUGGCUUGUGGCUAUUGGACCUGAUGUUCUGAAGAGUAGAUUGCAGACAGCUCCUGAAGGGAAAUACCCUCACGGCAUCCGCAGCGUGUUCAUGGACAUCAUGAAGAACGAGGGUCCCUCUGCACUCUUCAAGGGAGCCGCCCCCGUCAUGAUCCGAGCUUUCCCCGCCAAUGCUGCCUGUUUCCUGGGUUACGAAGUGGCCAUGAAGUUCUUGAACUACAUCGCACCAAACCUGUAACUCGUCGCAUGCGCUGUAAAAUAAACGCUGCGUAAGAAGAUUGUAAAUAACUCUCUAGGUCUACUGUUGGUAGGACUUGAAAGGUUUAUAUAUUUUUAUCAUGAUCUAAAUACAGUGCUAAUUGUUUAUGAAAAGAGGGUGUUGCCGUGGUAACCUAAUGCAGGCAGGUUUGAAAGAGGUACGUCGUAAUAUUACGACAGUGUACCUCGUUCUUGGAGGCUUAAUGUUGGUUUUAAUACAUUUAAUUGUUAGUUAUUAGUCAUCAAAUUACUGCCAUGACAACAGUUGUACUUACUGCUCGUCAACCAGCAGAUGGUAACACAGUCCUGAUAACAAAGAUACUGCCAUUUAAAGUUUAAAAAUACCAGUGUUCAUUUUACUUAGCUUGCUCAUGUGAAGUCUGAAUGGUUACUUGGCCUUUACUGAUUUCGUUAGCAGAACUUAUUGCAUAUGGGAACUUUUAGAAUGUUUACUGUAGUUGAAAAAUUCAAUUUUUACUUCAUUAUUAAUUGAUAAGUCAUCCGAGUAUAGGCAACAUCACAGUUUGUUCCUAUUUGAACAGAUAAGGACCUUUACUAACCUCAAGGACCGUUACUGUCCAUGUGAUGUGAGCAAUAUGGAUGCGAAUUAUGAAUUAUGAGUUUGAUUAUGUUGCCAAUUACAUAAAAGAAACCAAGUUACUGUCAGGUCAUAGGUUGUCAAAUUUGGUAAGCUCUCAUACCAUAGCCAAGAUUUUUUUAGCCGACUGAUUAUAUAUCACAGGGUAUUGUUAAAAUUUUACAUUUUGUUCAAGACUUCUAGUUUUUAAUGAAACCAUAUGAAAGUUUCACUGGUUCUGAAGAUGAGGGUAACUUAUCCAUCCCAUUGCCAUCAGGUAUGUAGUAUUACAUCUGCAUAGUUGCUCUCUCUCUUUCUCUCUCCUUCGACUGGCGUUUGAAUGCCUUUUUCUACGCCCUUUAUGAAAUUUUAAAGGGAGUUCAUCAUAGCAGAUUAUGGUUUACAUAAAGAAUAAGUAUAAUUUAGGAAUAAAAAAAAGUUUUAAAUGUAAAUAUAAAUAAAGUUGACAUCAACUUUAUUGUAGGAAUAUCCAAUUUUUGGGGAACCUUUUAAUAAUAUUUUCCCUCUAAUGUUUUUCCAUAGUGAAUAUUUUUAAUCAGUUGUAUUUAAUAUGCUAAUACAAUUGACAUAUGCAAUAAGUAGAUCCUCUGCCUUGGGGGGUUACACAUUUGAUUAUUUGCCAGUAAUGUACAGCAGUCUUUAUUUGUAGUAUAAUUAAAAUUUGUUUUAUAUAACCUUCAUAUCAACAUGUAUACUCUUGACUUUAACUUUAUACAUUCAUGAAGGUUUCGAACCCUCGGCAAUUAAGCAGUUCCAAAACUUGCCAUAGCUUUUAUAAUGAUAAAACAAUCCAUUACAUUUUGGAUGUCUGUUUGUGAUAUUUAAAUAAAUCUCCGAGGUGGUUAACUCUUCUGUCGAGAAAGGUGACAAAGUCUCUUCCGUUCAGUCCUACCAGCUGCUUCCAUCAUUGUCCAAGGUGCCCUCGGCACUCUGCCGAGUAUUUGCAGACUUAUUUUUGUACGAAGGUCGGCUUUGUUGACUUUGUGAAAGUUAUCAAUAAAGCUUUUGUAUGUUUUGGCACAACUCGUUCUUGGCAAUUUCAGUUAAGUACAACAGUGUAAUAUGAAAAUCAUAAGUAACUUAAGUAUCAUAAUAAGUGCUAUUUGUUUACAUAGAGAUUUAGUAGAAUUUGUUAAUUUUUUUUUACUUUUAAGAACUUCAAUAGUUUAUUAGACUGAUUCCUUGUCUAAGGAAUACACUGCACUGCUAUUGGCAGUGAUAAUCAAUGCAAUUAAUUAAGGAAUUUGAUUUUGAGUGUUACAAUUGUGUUUCUUACAUUUUCCACAUUACUGGACGCCAGUCCUGAUGCUCUCACGAAAACAUAUAUUAAUAGAUUCUAUCUUGUAUUUUUUUAGAGCCUGUUGCUUUGUAUCAUUGUAAAUAUAUAUUUGCAAGUACAAUGUACAAUUUAUCAAGAAUCAUACGUUGGCUGAUACAGAUUUGGUUCUAGUACUAAAGAAGGUGUUUUUCUGGUGUUUUUAAUUUACUUACAGGAACGUACUGAGUGACGACCUGUGAAAUUAAGAGAUAGUAUAUGUUUCGAGACAUUAAAGAAACUUGGCAUCCUUUUAUAGAG
Molecule: messenger RNA, 3251 nt
Organism: Macrobrachium nipponense
Lineage: Eukaryota; Metazoa; Arthropoda; Malacostraca; Decapoda; Palaemonidae
Product: mitochondrial carnitine/acylcarnitine carrier protein-like
Exons: 6
Coding region: 161-1057 (298 amino acids)
Biological process (GO): carnitine transmembrane transport; mitochondrial transport
Cellular component (GO): mitochondrial envelope
Molecular function (GO): O-acyl-L-carnitine transmembrane transporter activity
Source: RefSeq, a predicted model, not a curated record